AUGCCCAGUAGCCCCUCUUCUUCCACCUCCUCGCGUACCUACUCCCUGCACGCAGAUGCUGGGGAAGCCGACAUUCCAGAUAUACCUCUCCUGAAAUCACCCAGGGGGAUGUCGGUGCUCAAUAAGAUCCUGGCCGGAAAAUACGACUUUAUGGCUCCUCACCGAAAGGCACCCGAGCAUGAGCGACUCAGUGGGGAUGUCUCCAGACCAGAAAUAACAAGCAUCACUACUGAAUAUCCCAACGGAGCACUUGUGCUGACCUGCGCAUCUCUGUCUAUGUAUAGCCUUCCUGAUGUGCCAGAGAGCAUUGAGUCUCCUGUCCCAAAGAGACACGAUCGAUCUGUGUCGGGAGGGGCUCGCUCUUUCUCUCCCAACGUACGAAGCAAGCGUUCAGCAAUGUCGCUUCGUUCUACCGAAUCGUCAUAUCAGACGCGGAUUACCACCCCCAGCCCACCACCUCCGGAAUUCACACUACCUGCACUGCAGGCCACAAGUGCUGAACAUUCCGAUGGUCUGGAGCCUCUUUGCGAAGAGGAAAUAGAGCCUGGCAGCUUCGACCUCGUUUCACCCGAGACUGAAGGCCCGGGUCUGUACUCGCUUGAAGAACGAUCCGAGUUCCUGUUCUCGCCGCAACAUUUGAGGAUAAUAUUUGAUAACUUCACGCUCUUCCAGCGCUUCUCCACUUUUAUGAGCACCCAUCGACCAAAGUCCGUUCCUCUUUUGGUUUACUACCUAGACACCGUCAAGGCACUCGCGGCUUUCAAGUACGCCAAUGCCAUUAGUGAGGCACUGGAGCCCCUGGACGCGUACGAUUUCACGCGAGACACCACUGCCGUGCCAAGGACGGUGAACGACUGCCUGGAGAAGAAAGCCAAUGCCGCCUUUGAGCUGCUGGCCCAAGAGGAACUGCCGGCCUUCAUCACAAAUGCAUGGAUGCAGUUCGUCGAGGUUUCCAUACGGAGGCGUAUUUUCCGCCCCCAGGAUUGGAUGAUCGCUAAAUGCGUGGAUUUGCCCAUAUCUAGUAUGUCGGAAGGUCUGGCCGAAACUUUCUGCCUCACCGAUCCCUCGCGCCGCGAAAAUCCCAUAAUAUUCGCUUCUGAGGAAUUCCAUAGGACCACACAGUAUGGCACCAAAUACGUUAUAGGCCGGAACUGCCGCUUCCUUCAGGGGCCUAAGACGAAUCCCUUUAGCGUUAAGCGUAUAAGGGAAAAGCUCGAGGCAGGUAAGGAGCACUACGAGACAUUUCUUAAUUAUAGAAGAGAUGGGUCUCCGUUCAUGAACCUGCUCAUGUGCACCCCUUUGAUGGACUCCAGGGGCAGGGUGCGAUAUUUCCUCGGUGCCCAAGUAGAUGUAUCAGGGCUGGCCAAGGAGUGUGCUGGGCUGGAUUAUUUGAAGCAUUAUUUCGAGAGCCAAUACGAAGGUGACAACGACGAACAAAAGCAGGGCUCAGCCGAGUCUCCAGGGGCGAAGGACUUCGAGCAGGAAUCCAAGGAUGAGUUCCAGGAGCUGAGCGAAAUGUUCAAUUUGGAAGAACUCAGCACUGUUCGCAAGCACGGAGGAACGAUGUAUCGGCCUCUACAGGACCAGGAGCAGACAAACAGGUCGAACUGGCACAAGGAACGGGUCGUGAUCGAGUCUGACUCGGACGGCGGCCUCAGUGGCGACGGAGAUGGCGGCGACAGGAACAGCACGGACGCCAUCAAGAGCCCUGAUCCGUUCAAGGCCCUUCCGGGACUCCCGGGACAAGACGAGGUUAACCUGCCACUUCGCUCUAGACCCUCGACCCCGGCCGAUCAGCAGCUGCUUAACAAGGGCGGCCACAUGCCAGGCGUGUACAAAAACUACCUACUGGUGCGGCCAUACCCUAGCCUCCGAAUCCUGUUCGCAUCGCCGUCACUGCGCAUCCCUGGGAUACUGCAGUCCAAUAUCAUGGAUCGAAUUGGAGGUUCCGGCCGCGUUCGAGACCAAGUCCAGCAAGCACUAGCCGAAGGACGAGACGUCACAGCCAAGAUCCGCUGGAUCUCCAGCCGUCGGCGGAAUGUAGACUAUGGCCGGCCAAGAUGGAUUCAUGCUACCCCUUUACUUGGUAAAAGCGGCGGAGUGGGGGUGUGGAUGGUGAUCAUAGUCGAUGAGGAAGAAGAGGACGUAAUGAAGAAGUCAACAAAACAGCAAGUGAAGCAGAGGCGAUUCGGGCUCUCCGCACCGCCACCGGAGAUCGACACAACAAGGACAACGGCAUGA
Molecule: messenger RNA, 2241 nt
Organism: Diaporthe amygdali
Lineage: Eukaryota; Fungi; Ascomycota; Sordariomycetes; Diaporthales; Diaporthaceae
Product: hisactophilin c49s mutant phototropin phy3 fusion protein
Exons: 4
Coding region: 1-2241 (746 amino acids)
Cellular component (GO): nucleus
Source: RefSeq, a predicted model, not a curated record